Molecule: messenger RNA, 6379 nt
Organism: Penaeus indicus
Lineage: Eukaryota; Metazoa; Arthropoda; Malacostraca; Decapoda; Penaeidae
Product: 3',5'-cyclic-AMP phosphodiesterase-like
Exons: 14
Coding region: 251-3199 (982 amino acids)
Biological process (GO): signal transduction
Cellular component (GO): cytosol; nucleus; perinuclear region of cytoplasm
Molecular function (GO): 3',5'-cyclic-AMP phosphodiesterase activity
Source: RefSeq, a predicted model, not a curated record
CUCUGCCCUUCUCUCGUCAGUGUGUUCCCGGGCCGCGCGCCGCCUAGGUGUGCCGUCCCGUAGCUCAUGUAGUGAUAUCGGUGCCGUGUCGCUUUCGUGCCUCGUGUGAAAGAGAGAGAAAGAAAAGGUAGAAAAAGCAGUGCGUGUUGAAUCGGUAAGAAAAAAAUAAAAAGAAACGAGCAACAGAAAGUGAAUUGAUAGUGUAGUGUUUAUUACUGUGGAGGGACAUCGAAGCCGUUUGCAAGCCGCCAUGGAAACGCGCAAGGAUGAGCAGGGCAAGUGUUCCGCCUCCUUGCCCUCGCUGCACAAGGCCCCGCCAGAGCCUACUUCGGGAUUCGGCCGCGGGGCGCCCUCCUUCUCCGGCUGCGGCCUCGGGAGCCAAGUGUGGAGCAGCAGCAGUAGCAGCAGCAGCGUGUACACCUCCUCCUCGCAGCACACUCUCAGCGGCUCCUCGACGCUGCUGCCGUCGGAGCCCAUCAGCAUCCUGGGCAAGGGCAAGCACAACUCGGGCGGCGCCGCCGUAUCGUCGGCCAGCCCGAGACACAGCGUCAAGUUCACGGAGCCCGAGGGCGGCCCGGGGAAGGACCGGACCCCCGACAGCCCGCGCUACAAGAGCCAGGAGAGUCCGCGGCUGAAGUACCACGAGAGCUUCAAGUUCAAGUUCCACGAGGGGACGGCGACGGCUCAGAAGAUGGGCAUCGGGACCGUGCCCGAGAACACGACCGUGAGUGUGACCGAGACCUCGAGCUUCCGGUACUCGGAGUCGUCCUCGAAGCUGAUCGGCACGUCGUUCCGGUGCCCCGACAGCCCCCGCGGCCGCUCCAAGAGGAUCACGCGCACGCCCGACCGCAACUCCAUCAUCGCCUCAAUGGAGCUCAAGGUGCCCUCCUUCCACGACAUGGGCGGCUCCCCUUCGUCGGUCGGGAGCAUGGGAGCGGGCGGGAACCUCACCCCUUGCCUGGGGCUGCCCGAGAGCCGAGGCCUGACGAUCCUGUCGCCGCACAACCCGACGCCCGAGCUUCACUUCUCGUCCACGUUCACCGUCAGGACGCGCAAGGGAAAGACCAUCGUGCUGCCGAAGCUCCGCAUCCCGGCCUUCCACUCGCACUCGCACGACAGCAUCUUCCUAGGCUUCGACGUCGAGAAUGGCACCUCCCCGGGUCGAAGUCCCCUCGACGGGACUUCGCCCUCGGCGGGGCUCGUCCUCCAGAACUUUCCGCAGCGGAGGGAAAGCUUCCUGUACCGCAGCGACUCCGACUUCGAGAUGUCGCCCAAGAGCAUGUCGAGGAAUUCUUCGAUCGCCUCGGAAGGGUCACGAGUUAUGUUGGCCACCCUGAGCGAGUCUCGUGGGGCCAAUGACGACAGGCCGAUACACGGUGAAGACCUUAUCGUCACACCUUUUGCCCAGAUCCUUGCAUCGCUUCGGUCGGUCAGGAAUAACUACAUCAACCUCACCAAUGUGUCCACCACCAAGUCCCGCAGAUCAAGCGCUGCUGCCGGUUGUUCCACGCCACAACCCAAAUCCUUUACGUACGGAGAUGAGACGUAUACGAAAGUGGCACUGGAGACUCUGGAGGAGCUGGACUGGUGCCUGGACCAGCUGGAAACAAUACAGACGCAUCGCUCCGUGUCUGACAUGGCGUCCUCCAAGUUCAAGAGGAUGCUGAACAAAGAACUCAGUCAUUUCUCAGAAUCAAGCAAAUCUGGAAAUCAAAUUUCGGAAUACAUCUGCACAACUUUCCUCGACCAACAACAGGAGCUCGACAUCCCGAGCCUGAGGGUGGAUGACGGCGAGCGACCUAAGAGGAAGGAGCGCAACCUGUCAAGCGGUCCUUCGUCGGCAGUCGUCCCAGAGGCUUCAGUGGUAGCCGCCUUGCCUUCCACCACGACCACAACCACCUCGGAUAUCGGUAGCGUCGUUGCCACCACUGGUAUCAAGGAUGUGUCGAUGUCACAGAUACAGGGCGUCAAGAAGCCGCUCCUACAUGCCAACUCCUUCUCGGGCGAGAGGCUGCCCAAGUACGGCGUCGACACCCGCCAGGAGGAGGAACUGGGCAAGAUUCUAGAAGAUAUAGACAAAUGGGGCAUUGAUAUCUACAGGAUAGCCGAAUUAUCAAAUAGAAAACCUUUAACUACCAUCACAUAUACUAUUUUCAUGGAACGUGAUUUGCUAAAGACAUUCAAAAUUCCGCCCAAGACUUUCAUAACAUUUAUGAUGACCCUUGAAGACCACUAUUUGAAGGACGUUCCAUACCACAAUUCUUUGCAUGCAGCUGAUGUCACUCAGUCCACCCAUGUUCUUCUCAACUCACCUGCUCUUGAGUCUGUCUUCACAAGCCUAGAGAUCCUGGCUGCAAUCUUUGCAGCCGCCAUCCACGAUGUGGACCACCCAGGCCUCACAAACCAGUACCUGAUCAACUCCUCCUCGGAGCUCGCCCUCAUGUAUAACGAUGAAUCUGUGCUUGAGAACCAUCAUUUGGCUGUGGCCUUCAAAUUGCUGCAGAAUGAGGAUUGUGAUAUCUUUGCCAACCUUGGCAAAAAGCAGAGACAGACUCUCCGCAAGAUGGUGAUAGACAUGGUUCUUGCCACAGACAUGAGCAAGCACAUGAGCCUCCUGGCUGAUCUCAAGACAAUGGUUGAAACCAAGAAGGUUGCAGGUUCAGGUGUUCUCCUUUUGGAUAAUUAUACAGAUAGGAUACAGGUGCUUCAAAAUAUGGUGCACUGUGCAGACCUUAGUAAUCCCACCAAGCCCUUGGAACUCUACCGACAUUGGGUUUCCUCAAUCAUGGAGGAGUUCUUCCAACAAGGCGACCGUGAAAGGGAACAGGGUAUGGAUAUAUCUCCCAUGUGUGAUAGACAUUCAGCCACCAUUGAGAAGUCUCAGGUUGGCUUCAUUGACUACAUUGUGCACCCACUAUGGGAAACCUGGGCUGACUUGGUCCACCCAGAUGCACAGGACAUCCUUGACACGCUGGAGGAGAAUCGUGACUGGUACCAGCGCAUGAUCCCCAUCUCGCCAUCCUCUUCAUCAAAUGACCUCAAGGAAGAAGAGGGCCAGGGGGAUGACUCAGAGGAUGGCCCUGAGGAGGAAUUGUGUGCUGCAGCUGAGAGAAUCCAGAUCCAGUUUACGCUUGAUGAUGAAGGAAGUGGAAAAAGAGCGCCACCGGAAGACGCUCAGGGGGAGGACCCCACAAUGUGACCACUGGUGGCCUCUUACUGUACCAAACUUAAGCGCAAAGUGAUGAGGUGGCUGCACCUCAAGUGACCAACCCCAUGGGAGGCGGGAACCGUGUUAAGUAUCGUCCCCCUCCAUGUUAGUGGCCUCGUCUUCAACUUUUACCUUUGUACCUCAUCUUUUGAGAUUUCUUUCAUAGCCAGUUGGACACUCUGACUAUCUGGCAUGCUCCCAGAGCCAGAGCCCCAAUCUUGUGAAGAGUAUGUUGUGCAAACACUUGGGUGUUUCUUGUGGAUAACGCCCGGUGAGCCGAAUGUACGUUUUGCCAUGUGUCCAUAGCGUGCCCUGCAGGUUCAGGGUUGAUCGCAUGGGUUUGUCUGAGCUCCUCAAGACUGUGCCGUUCGCCCAGCCUCCUCAGCUGACCCAUCCUUGCCUAGUGAGAUCAUUAUUUUCUUGUAGCAGUUGUAGAGUUGUAGGUGGUCACAACAGUGAACAGUGCCAAAUUGUUCCUUUUGAAUAUGGACCCUAAGGAAGUGACAUGUUUAUCACAAAUUAGUGAGCACAAGUUUGGGACGUUUUAUGUUAAGUGAGGACUGUGGCUUGUGUGUGGUACAUAUCAGAUAGAGGGAUGGAGAAUGGGCACAUAAUGUCUCCAUGGUGCUUAUGUCAUGAUUUUGAGAGUGUAAGGCAUUACUAGCUCUUUCAUUAUAACAGAUGCCUGAUAGGGUUCCUUGCUCUUUUUAUCUUUCACAGCAGAUCAGCUAUCAAAGAAGCCAAAGAUAAUUUAUUGCUUCAGGUUUGUGGUGGUGCUCUGUGUGGCCACCAAAGAAGGCAUUGUUGCUGCCAUGUGGUACAAAGCCCAAGUGUUGACAUGGUGGCAAGGGCAGUGGAUCCUUUCAGGCAAAGAGAAUUUUACGUGACAAAGUCAGCUAUUACAGACAGUGAGGGAGGCUCGGAAGAAGCGUCGACGUGAUCACUUCGCUUCUUCUUCCUCAGCCGUUACAGGAUCACUUUGUAGUCACUGACUGUGCCAAUUUUCAUGCAGGGCUCAUGACUAGUGUUUAUUUUGCAGUGUUUACAUUUCAGGUUUUACUCUUUUUAGAUGGCUUAUUUUGACACUGUCAUAGAUGUUGGGCAAACUUGAAAAAAUAAAAAAAUAUGGGUUUAAACAAAAAACAAAAAAAACAUUUUGAAAUAGGUAGAAAUGUAGAAUUUUCUCAUGUGAUAACAGCAGAGUAUUGAGAGCAUAGUAUGCAUCAUGUUGUACUCCAUCAGCUGCUUCAUGUCAGGUUUAUGGCUAACAUCAUUACUCAUGGUUUGAGAGAGCCCCACCCCCCAGCACCAUAAGCAAAUACCCACCAUGCUUUUUUCCUCCCAGGCUACCAGCAUAAAAUUCAUUCACAAUAAAAGGUAAAUAAAUAUAACAGGAUGAGGGGAGGAUGGACUGUCUUCAUUUUGGAUCAGUCCGUCACAAACUCAAACCAUGGCUUCUGAUUAUGCCUCUAGCAUAUGUGUUGCCUAGUCCUGGCUUAAUCAAGUGGUAUAUUGAGCCUCUGUCCUCCAUAGAGAACAGUGCGGAGGAAAAAAUAAAUAAACGAGAGUAGACGGAGGAGGAGGAGGAGGAGAAAGAGGAUAUGGAGGAACGUUUAGUUUUGCAGAUGUUCCUCUUGCCAGACCUGAGGAAAAGACUCUAGGUUUAAAGAAUGCACAGGAAUGUGAAAAUUUUAGGUUUAAGAAUAAUUUUGGAUUUUCAGAGUAGAAAGGAUUCUUUGUUAACUUUACUGUAGUUAAAUUUACUGUCUCUAUACAGAAUAUUCCUUUUCUUCUUGAGAAUAUUUAUUGUUGUAAUAUAUAUUAUGUGUGCAUUAUUUAAUUAAAAGUAUUUAUAUCAAAUGAAGAGAUACAUAUAUGUAAACAUUACCCUGUGUAUAAGAUAGAUGGGUAUAUACUAUCAUCAUUAUUUUCCAUAUAUAUGUAUGUAUACAGUAUAUACUGUUCUACUAACAUUGGUUUAUGCCUCAGGUCUAGGUGAAUAUCAUUCAUAAUUGCAGAACAUCUGUCUGGACUAUGUCGAUACUCUUUGUAUUGUACUUCCUUGUAUGUGAAUAAUCCUCAGAAAUCCUGUAUGAAUAUAUCUUAUUUUUAUUAUGAAAGAAAAAAAAAUCAUGAAUCUAUGUUUCUAUUUCUUCAUCUUGUCUUUCGCUCAAGCUAUGUUACUCAGUCCUUUGUGACAAAGCCCAAGUUAUAUAGAAUGACAUGCACAAACAUGAGGAAAACAAACAGAAAGACACACACACACACACACACACACACACACACACACACACACACACACACACACACACACACACACACACACACACACACACAGGAAAAAUAUAAAAUUUACAGUCUUAUAAAAUGGAUAAGUUACUAGCUGGUAGGAAUGUGUUUGCUAGAUGUGCGAGGGUCAAAUAUUUCCUUUUAAAAUCUAACAAAGAAUUAGUUUAUUCAUUUCAAUAAUCCCCCCCCCCAACCCCCCUAUCAAAACAAAAACCUUUCAAUACACAAUGUGAGUAAUAUAUGUAACGUUCCCCCCCCCCCUCCCGUUCUUAUAACAUCAUUGCAACGGUAUUUCCUGCUGGCUAAGGCUUUACCCAACACAUUGCAAGACUCCCUUACGCAUACUCAAGUGAAAAAAGUGAUAUAGACAUCAUUAUGUACUGACACAGAUGGUAGUAAUUUCUUCAUUUCUGCAUUCAAUAUUUUUCUAUAUAAAACAUAAAAAAUAUAUAUAUAAAUAAAAGGAUAUAAUAUUUCUUCAUCCUGAUGUUUGAUGUUGAGAAAAAAAAAAAAAAUAUUUGACAGUGCCAUAAUUAUGUACUCUUAUUACUGGUUCUAUCUUUUUAUCAUAAUGAUAAAACCUUCUCUAUUCGAAGUUGAAAAAGCCUUUUGUAAUGAAUGAUGUGCCAUCACAGCACCAAAUAAUUUAUUGUUGCAGAGAAAUCUUUGAUAACGAUACCAACAUAAUUGUCAAUGUGUAUUUAGAUAUCUGAGUUAAGUAAAGUUUUAUCUGUUAGAUCCAUAGGUUCCUCUGAACCAGGCUGGGAAAAUAAUUUUAAAAAAUCAUGAAGCAAGUUGCAAAAGUGGAAUGAAAUUUAUUUUUAGUGUUUUCCAAAAUAUUCAUGUCACUUAUGUUGAUGUUAAUAUAACUGAUUGAAUCUU